Messenger RNA from Guillardia theta CCMP2712, 6204 nucleotides. RefSeq lists its product as hypothetical. Lineage: Eukaryota; Cryptophyceae; Pyrenomonadales; Geminigeraceae. The transcript is spliced from 4 exons. Bases 1 to 6204 code for a protein of 2067 amino acids. The record is from RefSeq and is a predicted model, not a curated record.
AUGUUCACUAUUACUUCGGAUUACAUUCCAGCGCAGACUUCCUACGCUUGCCAACAAGUCUCCUUUCUGUGCGGGCCAUACUCAGUACAAAAUGGAACGUAUGUACCGGAAGAUCUCAACGCAAAGCCAGUGAGCCAAGAUGUUGCUAAGAACCAAGGCAGUCAGAUCACUCUCGCAUGCAACACCGGAUACAUCGCUGCUGAUGUUGGAGACGCUUAUGGUUGUCAAAAUCCGUCGAUCCCUUGCAAUGCCUCCUCAAAGCAGUACACCCGGACUUGCUCCGGUUGCCGUUGGUACUCCACCAAGACCUGCAAGAAGAUAGCUUGUAACUUCGUGCCGGCUUCGACUGAGUACGUGGCGGGAGCCUCACCGUUGCUCUACGGAGCCGUCGCUACUGUCUCCUGUAAAUCAGGCUACAGGGCAGCUCCCAUCCCUUCGGGAAGCAGGGGAGUGAGCUCGGCCAACCCAUCGAGUUACAAUGUCUCGUGCGGCUCACCAUCAAACGAGUUUGGGUACCAGAAAACUAUACCUGCUGGUUGCAAUCCAGUUGCCUGCCCAGCUUUUGUUCAGCCUGCCAAUUCUCAGCUCGACCUCCAGUACAGCCAAUACACCUCUGCCGAUCCUGCCAUCAAGAUCACUUGUUCCCCAGGAUAUCGAAGAUCAGACUCUCCCAGUUCAUUCAAUCACGCUUGCAGCAGUGUCUUCUAUGCAAAGUGCGAAGAUGGCAAAUUCGUGUAUCUAGACACGAAUCAGACGCAGAACCCGAAAGUCCUCGUGAACGUCUCAUGUGUGCCGAUGAAUUGCGGUAGUAUGAAUGAUGUUUGUGGCAGUGAGAGUUGUCCCUCUAGCACUCGAGCAGGAGAAAUCGUGCAGAACACCAACACUCCGAGCGGUAGCAAUCAAACUGUUGUGUGUGAGAUGGGAUACAGAGCUGCCACUCCCACUGCGACUCCUCAGAACAUUUGUAGCUUUCCGCGCAACUUCUCUCGCUCUUGUCGAUACUGCACUUUGGACCCGAACUCUCAGCAGUCAUGUCAGCCAAUUCAGUGCCAGGCAUCAAACUUGGUGGAUGCGAACGGAUAUGUCGCCAAGAAUGCCUAUGCAUACAACGCCAGCAUCAUGGUUUCUUGCAACAAAGGAUAUCGGGCGAGCAGCAACAUGUACUCUCUUUUGAAUGAUUCCACAUCUUACUCUGCCACCUGUCUGGACAACUGCGGCAUCAAAUCAAGUUUGGGCACGGCUUGUCAACCUGUCGUAUGUUCUGUUCCAAAUAUUGCAAAUGCAAAUGCUGGAUUUUCUGGCCCUGUUGUGUUUGGUCAGAACGUCAACUGGACAUGUCAGCCUGGGUAUCGGCUUGCAGGCAGUCAGAGCACUUACCUUUCACCUUGCACGUCCGUGAUGAGAGCUCGCUGCUUCGAGGGUUAUCUGCUGUACUGGAGUCAUGGCGCCUAUGUAUCCCAACAAGUUCCCGCCUGCGAGCCCAUUGUCGGCUGCGGUUUGAAGAACGACACGUGCGGAAUGGAAACUUGCCCGAGCCCUCAGAACGUGUCCAAGAACAUUGUUGAUACUGGUUUGCAGUAUGUGGCCAGCGGUUCCUCCGUGACUGUCACGUGCAUGAAUGGCUACAGGGCGUCAUCCAUCUACUCUCAAUACUCGUCGUGUAUCGAACCCAACAACUUCACCCUCAACUGCAGGUACUGCAACUUUCAGACGAUGAAUACUUCUUGUAAGCCAUUUCGGUGUUGGUGGACCCAGCAAAGUGAUCUGAAUGGAAACGUGAUCAACUCCUCGUCCUUCGCAACCUACUCUUCUUCUCUCACCAUCCAAUGCAAUCACGGAUACAGAGCUGCUUCCAGCUCCUCCAGCUUUGCCUUGAUCUCGGACCCGAUGUAUUAUCAGGUCCGAUGUAGCUCAAACUGCAACUUUGAAGCCACCCAGCAGUGCAAGCCGAUCAAGUGCAACCUGCCGACGCUCUCGAACCUCCAGGCAUCCUCACAGUACCUGGUUCAUGGUCAGAACUCAACUCUGUCAUGCGCCAAUGGAUUCCAAAACAAUCUCACCAGGAACAGCAACUGCAGCUCUCAGACCUUCCAAGCUCUCUGUCUGAAUGGUCAACUCCAGUUUUCGUCGGGAGCGGGAAUGUCUUAUCAGCCCUCUGUGUCUUGCAUCCCGCAAUAUUGCUCUGCUCUUCAUGUUCAGGAUCAGAACUUCAAUCUUUCCUUCGGUGUUUCGUUUCCGCUGCGAGUCUCAACUUCCACUGGAUUCGCACAGAUUGCAGCUAAGUGUAAAGCUGGCUAUCGUUUCGGGACCUCAGACAUUCUUCGUCCUAAUGAAGCAACUCUUGUUUGCCACGAUUGCACCUGGAAUACGACGAGAUUGCCUGCCUGCCAACUUGCUCAGUGUCCGCUGAUUAACAUUUCACUAUACCCAAAUUUCUACAAAGUGUAUGAUCAGAAAUUCAGUUAUAUCAAUCAAUUGCAAAUGCCGUAUGGUAGCAAUGUGACUAUUGAAUGCAAACCGGGCUACAGCUUUGUCAGUCAAAGUUCUUCAGCGAUGGGUGUGGUUCAAUGUACCGACUCAGGUUACUACCCACCCAUCUCGGGCUUGUGUCAACCGAUAGCUUGUCAGGCCUUCUCACCUCCCAAGUUCUCGACGUCGAACUCAACAUCUUAUGUGUUUGGUCAGAAAGCGUUCUACACAUGCCAGUCGAACUAUCAUGUGCCCCAGCAGACAUGCCAGACUGUGUCAUCGCACGUGAGUUGCUUUGCAGACGGCUCUUGGCCUCAAGUUGCAGACUGCGCCGUUGUUGAUGCGAAUCAGAGCUGCUUGUACCAGGACAUGUUCGGCAGCCCGUCGUUCACGGGGUCGACCUCCUUCACUGGGAGCAAGCAGAUCACUUGCCUCAGUGGGUACGCGGCUGUGGAGACAUCGAAACAGUUCGCAGACUGCAGCAGUUCUAACCAGCGAUCGUACACCAUCAGUUGCUCGGACUGUCAGGCUGUUCAUGCCAUGCACUGCGCACCCUUGGCCUGCGCACUAAAUUUUAGUGCCAUCCCCGGCUUGCCUUCUUCAUCAGGCGUUCAGUAUGUUCCGAUCGGCCAAACCUCUUUCUUCUCCUGUCAGCCUGGGUACCGAGCAGACAGUCAAGGGAACAGUCCCUUGUGCAGCAAGAGUCAGUGCUCGCCUGCCGCGUCACGGUCUGUCGCGGUUUCCUGCUCAGCAACCAACUGCCCCUUGUCAUCUUCUUCGUUGUGCCACAAAGUCUCUUGCGGACUCUUCCAGAAGCUGAACAACACUGUCAAGGACUCUUCCAUCCCCAACAUGAUGUACUCUUACGGUGACGUGGUCGAGUUCACCUGCGCGCCCGGCUUCAGGGUGGAAUCGUCUCAGAGCUGCAGCAACAGCGGCGUUGCUAUGUGUCAAGACGACGGUAAGUUCUCAGCUCCAAGAUGCGUUCCCGUCACAUGUCAAGUUCCUCUUUCUUACGGCACAUCCUACCUACCCAGCUCUGGUGUUGUCCCGUAUCAAUCUACCGUCAGCAUCCGAUGUGAAUCAGGUUACAACAUAUUGGAUUCGUCCAAGUCGAUCGCUCCCACAUGCAACGCGUCCUGUCAGCUGGAGAACGCAGCGACUUGUGUUGUCGCUGCCUGUGACGCAACCAAGGGGCUGAACAUCUCGUUUGCUAACGCCAACUUCAACCCUGUGCUCGUCCCGCUGCUCGACACCAUCAAGAUAACCUGCUUGCCUGGUUUCAUUGUUUCUGGGCCCUUGUACAACAAGUGCGUCAACGUCUUUUACCCUCAAUGCCUGCCCUCUCGGCAGUUUUCACUCGUCGACCAACUCAAGUGUGUUCCUGCCACCUGCCCUCCCCCCAGCUCCCUCACGGGCAUGACGUUGGUCAACGGAUCGUUGGAUCUCACCCGGGUGCAGCUGGCCAACGGAACCAUCGUUGCACAUGACGGAACCAAGAGCGUGGAGUACGGGAGCAGCGUAUUGGUCAAUUGUGAUCAAGGCUACGUUGCCCAUUGCCCUUGCCAGCAGACAAACCAAGCUAAUCCUGCUGGGAAGGCAGCUCGGCGCAAGCUGCAAGCUCUUCAACAACCGGCGUCGAGCAGCUCGUGCACGUGCAGCUCAAGCUACAGCUCCUUCUACCCCAUCACGUGCGGCAGCUCGUCUAGCCCAUGCAGCUGGGGGGCUCGUCAGUACGUGUGCGUCCGCAAGAAUGCCUGUGGCCCCCUCCGUGAGUGGCCGGACUCCACGGUGACGUCAACACCCAACAGUGACCGAGCAUACGGCACGUGCGGAGCUGGGAAACUUCCGUUCAACUCAGCAGCCUCGUCUUGCAGCAAAGGGUGGAGCUUGACCUGCCAGUGGAACAGCUCGAGAUGGGUGUGGAUGUACACGGGAACGAACAUCCCUUACGACUCUCAGGGCCCCUGCACCAGGAACGUCACGUGCAGCCUUGAGGCGCCCGGGACGACUUUCAGCAAUGACGCCAUGCAGGCCGUCAGCAGGGUGACGUACGGGGAGUACGUCAAAUCCUCCUGCUCCUUCGGUUACGUCAGCCAGAACGGAGCGACUAGAACCUCCCGCUGCAUGGAUGACUGCAGCCUGUCCCCGGCCCCGGUCAAGUGCUCGGGAGUCACGUGCGGUGACUUGCUGGAUGUCUUCGACUUCACCACAGCAAACUCGCAAGGCCUCAACUUCAUGUCCACCUUCACCCUUGGGGAAACAGUCCAGGUCACCUGCCCAGCUGGGUACGUGCUGGACACCACGAACUCCAGCAGUGCGGGAAUUCAGCUGCCGUCAGGGGCCCUCCAGAUUAUCUCUUCGCAAGCAUUCCCACCACCCAAUCGGAGCCGGUCGACCUCCUACCUCUUCGCCUCCACCAACAUGUCCAUCACUUUCCCCCCCGGGGCCUGGCCCGCUGGAGAGACUCGUCCUGUGAAGAUCAACCUGGUCAACUUCUCAUCGAACCUUGUAGUCACUGGCAGCGCCUUGAAGGACCAGAAGAAGAUAGCAGGGCAGGGAAUCUACCUCGAGCCUUCUGGAAUCAUCUUCUCAACGCCCGUCUCUAUCUCCAUCCCGUUUGACAACCGCGUCGACUACGGCAACUCUCAGCUCAACGUGUUCGUCUUCAACACCUCCACCAACUCCUGGGUCCCCAAGGCGUACUCAGCCAGCAGCUCCACCCCCGUCAACUUCGUGCAAGGAGUCGUCCAAGCGCAGACGUCGUCCUUCUCCUUGUACACGGUCCUUGCGACGCCUCUGCGAAGUGUCACGGUCUCCAACGUCAGCAACCAAACCAUCGCCAUCACGACCACCACUCCCGCCCCUCCUGCUCCACCUGGUGCAGUUGAGCAGAGCAGCUCGAACAACCCAACCGUGACGGUCGUCAUCGUCAUCUGCGUGCUCGUCGUCGUCGGCAUGUUUGGCAUCUACUACUACGACUACAAGGAGCGCCAGCAAAAGAAGAAGCUGGAGGAAGAGAACGAGGCGAAGAAGAGGGAGGAGGAAAGAAAGGCCAAGGAGAGAGAUCGGCCGAGGCCCUCUCAAACCAGGGCCCUUCCAGCAGGAGGGCCCAAGACGACGAUGACGACCUCGGCAUCGGGCGGGGGAGUGUACCAGGCAGAGAGUCAGACUGUGAGGCAGCAGUCGCAAGCUCCUCCCUCUGAGGUCCAGCCGACGAAGCAAGAGGAGUCGAAGAAGGUUCAAGAGUCGAAGGAGGACGUGGAGAUCUCCGUGCAAGCAGAGGCGUUGCCCAGCGAACCAGCAGCUAUGCAACAGCCAGAGAAGGCGGAGGAGAAACCCAAGGAGGAGGAGAAGGAGGAGAAGCCUGCCAUGUCUUACAGCAGCAGAGGACCAGAGGCUGCGGCCAAGACUCAGCUGGAGGAGCCCGACGGAACCAACGAGAAAGAGCUCGAGGCCGCUCCUGACGAGCCCAAGACGCCGGACUCAGAGGCAGGCGAAGCUGCCCAGCAGGUGUCUGAUCCUCUGUGCGAUUCCUUGACGAGGAAUGAGUUGAUGCUGCAGGAGGCCUCCCCCCUCGACACGUUCUCGAUCGCUGACAUCGCAAGCUUACUCCCCCCUGGAUGGCUAUGCUGUGUGGGGUGCAAGCACCCCGUUAACGCCUCCUGGCCAAAGUGCCCCAAGUGCGGUACGCCACCAGAUCCCACCUAUGGUGGAAGUGUGUACACCAUAUGA